This is a messenger RNA of Trichophyton rubrum CBS 118892, 1263 nucleotides long. RefSeq lists its product as uncharacterized. The record is from RefSeq and is a predicted model, not a curated record. The coding region runs from base 1 to 1263 and encodes 420 amino acids. The transcript has 2 exons. Gene Ontology annotation, molecular function: catalytic activity. Lineage: Eukaryota; Fungi; Ascomycota; Eurotiomycetes; Onygenales; Arthrodermataceae.
AUGGAUGGUAUACCUGUUGCUAUCAAGGAUGAAGUUGACAUUGAUGGAUAUGAUAAGUACCUGUCGAGCAAGGUCAACUUCACAGCUAAUCCUAGCUUCACUUCCUGGUGUGUGAAGAAAUGGGAGGAAGCCGGGGCUAUAGUAAUUGGAAAAACCGUUAUGCAUGAAAUUGGACUUGACACUACAAACAAUAAUCCCGUUGUUGGAACCCCAAGAAACCCCCAUAAUCCAGGAUACUACACUGGAGGCUCUUCAGGAGGCUCUGGGUAUGCAGUUGGUGCUGGUGUUGUGCCUCUUGCCCUCGGAGCUGAUGGUGGUGGCUCUAUCCGCAUUCCCUCUAACUACUGCGGUAUAUAUGGGCUCAAGACAACUCACGGCCGAGUUUCAGCUGCUCCAACGUGUAGACUGGCGACAACUGUAGGAGUCUUUGGCCCAAUGGCAUCCAGUAUCGAUGACCUGGCUAUGGGCUACCGUAUCAUGAGCGCACCUGACCCGAACAAUCCUGUGUCGGCGGCAUUCCCUGACCCCUUGCUGAGUAUCCCAUCUCCGUCUUCCUCUAGGGGCAAGGUUAUCGGUGUAUACAAGGACUGGGUUGAGCGGUCUAACCCAGAUGUCCUAGCCAUGUUCAAUAAGGCUAUUGACUACUACCGUGACGAGCAAGGCUACCAAAUCGUCGACAUCACCAUUCCAUACAUCCCCGAAGGUGGAAAAUGCCAUGCUCUAUCAAUUCUAAAUGAGAUAUCAAGUGGUCUUACCAAAGAACAAAUAUCCCAACUAUCUGCUCCUACAAGGAUCGUCGUCUCCGUGGGCGGAACCCAAGGUCUUGCACAGGACUACUUCGCCAGCCAGAGGAUGCGCCAUCUCCUCAUGAACCACCUUUCUUUCCUCUUCCAAAAAUACCCCGGCAUUGUCAUUGCAACUCCCACAACACCCACAGCUGGCUCCAAGAUUUCUGGGGGCGAAGCUGAUCUUACCAAUGGAAUCAGUGAUUCCAAUGCAACCCUACAAUCCAUGGAAUAUGUAUACCUCGCCAACUUCACUGGGUGUCCUGCCAUUUCAUGUCCAAUGGGCUAUGAUGAUGAACCUUCCGUCCCCGUUGGCCUGAUGGGUAUGGGAGAAUGGGGCAGCGAGGAGGCUUUGAUGGAAUGGGCUCGUGACGGCGAGGGAAUGCUAGGUGAUAAGGGUUUGAGAGCGCCUAAUAAGGAGAAGGGCGGAAAGUGGCUUGAUGCUAUUAAUUUGGCACUUAACCCAAGCACUGACUGA